AUGAACUUAUUAGAAGCAUUGCUGGAGUUACUAAUCGUCGUCAUUGCCAUUGUGUCGCUCGUGGGGAACUUGCUGGUGUUAGUAUGUUUCACCUGCAGCGCAGAAGUCCGUGCGCAGGUGCCGGGGAUCUUUAUCACGAACCUCUCUUUCUGCAACAUCCUUAUCGCCGUUCUCAACAUGCCAUCUACCUUACUUGGGGUCGUAAGACGUCAAAAGCCGUUCGGCGACUGCUUUUGCUACACAGUGAGCUUUUUGGACACUUUUCUGACUUCCAACACAAUGUUGAGCAUGGCAGCUCUCAGUAUAGACCGCUGGAUAGCGGUGGUUUUUCCUUUAACCUAUUCCAGCAAAAUGAGACACAAAGAUGCUGUACUAAUAGUCAGCUACGCUUGGCUACACUCGCUUGCAUUCCCUCUUACUGCUAUCCUGCUGUCCUGGGUCGACUAUAAUCCCGCUUACGCGUCAUGCACGGUGCACCUUGCAGAAGAGGGUGGCCGGGGUCAGUUCAUGGUGUUCACUGUGGUGUUUCACGCAGCGACUUUUGCACUCUCGCUUUUCAUCCUGUGCUUUACCUACCUGAAAGUACUACAGGUUGCUCGAUUCCAUUGCAAGAGAAUAGAUGUUAUAACGGUGCAGACUCUUUUGCUCCUUGUCGACAUUCACCCAAGUGUGAAACAACGAUGUUUACUGGAGCAGAAAAAGCGAAGACAGAGAGCCAUCAAGAAAAUCUGCAUAUUCAUCGGGUCAUUCAUCCUAUGCUUCGCCCCAUAUGUCAUAACACGAUUGACUGAACUGGUUCCUUCAGUAAAGAUCGACCAUUUUUGGGGGGUGCUGAGUAAGUGCCUGGUGUACAGCAAAGCUGCCUCUGACCCUUUCGUCUACUCGUUGUUACGGCAACAAUAUAAGAAGGCCCUCAUUGGAGUGUACAAUAGGAUUUUGGGACGGAACUCAUACACGCUCUCUGGUAACUGCAGCCCCUCAGGCACAAAAAAUGAAUGCUACACCCAGAGGGUUACCAAGCUUCUAAAGGAUAACAGUUACUAAAGCAGGCAAAAAAAGACUGA
This is a messenger RNA of Xyrauchen texanus (razorback sucker), 1064 nucleotides long. RefSeq names its product G-protein coupled receptor 26-like. NCBI's taxonomy places the organism in Eukaryota, Metazoa, Chordata, Actinopteri, Cypriniformes, Catostomidae. Gene Ontology annotation, molecular function: G protein-coupled receptor activity. The transcript has 3 exons. The coding region runs from base 1 to 1044 and encodes 347 amino acids. Gene Ontology annotation, biological process: adenylate cyclase-activating G protein-coupled receptor signaling pathway. The record is from RefSeq and is a predicted model, not a curated record. Gene Ontology annotation, cellular component: membrane.